Molecule: messenger RNA, 2171 nt
Organism: Poeciliopsis prolifica (blackstripe livebearer)
Lineage: Eukaryota; Metazoa; Chordata; Actinopteri; Cyprinodontiformes; Poeciliidae
Gene: otpa
Product: orthopedia homeobox a
Exons: 3
Coding region: 164-1201 (345 amino acids)
Biological process (GO): regulation of DNA-templated transcription; neuron differentiation
Molecular function (GO): DNA binding; DNA-binding transcription factor activity, RNA polymerase II-specific
Source: RefSeq, a predicted model, not a curated record
UAGGCUAUAUAUUUUUCCUUAAAUAGGUUAAAGUCAUAGAGAUUUUUUUUAUUUAUUAUUUAUUUUCAUUUUAUUUAUUUAUUUUUUGAUUUAUUUCUUUCUUUUUUUUUUUUUUUUUUUUUUGCGCGUGUGGGAACAGCAUUCCGCCCUGGAGCGGUGCGCAAUGCUUUCUCACGCCGACCUCCUGGAUGCUCGCCUCGGUGAGUUAUCGUCACCAAACUCCGGUCUCCAACUCUACUGGAUGAAGGACGCCGCGGCGGAGCUCCUGGGCCACAGGGAGGCUCUGAAGUGCAGGCUCGGGGGCGGCGGACCCGACCCGGGACACUCCGGGGAGCUCGGUCCGGACGGCGUGGAAGGAACCACGAUGCUCCCCGGUGACGACAUCAGCGGCGGCGGCGGCGGAGGCGGAGGCGGCGGCGGCUCCAAUCCGGUGCAGGUGAACAGCAAGGAGCAGGAGAAGCAGCAGCAGCAGCAGCAGCAGCAGCACAACAACAGCGGCGGAAACAACUCAAACCAGUCCGGAGGGCAGCAGAGCCAGAAGCAGAAGCGGCACCGGACCCGCUUCACCCCGGCGCAGCUCAACGAGCUGGAGCGCAGCUUCGCCAAGACGCACUACCCGGACAUCUUCAUGCGGGAGGAGCUGGCGCUGCGGAUCGGCCUGACGGAGUCCAGAGUUCAGGUCUGGUUCCAGAACAGACGCGCCAAGUGGAAGAAGCGCAAGAAGACCACCAACGUGUUCCGAGCGCCGGGAACGCUGCUGCCCACGCACCACGGCCUGCCCCAGUUCCCGUCGGCGGCGGCCGCGGCGGCGGCCAUGGGCGACAGCCUCUGCUCCUUCCACGCCAACGACACCCGCUGGGCCACGGCGGGGAUGCCCGGCGUAUCUCAGCUGCAGCUGCCGCCCGCCCUGGGCCGCCAGCAGGCCAUGGCGCAGUCCCUGUCUCAGUGCAGCCUCGGCGCGGGGCCGCCGCCCAACUCCAUGGGUCUGUCCAACAUGUCGUCCAACGGGUCCGGGCUGCAGUCGCACCUUUACCAGCCCACGUUCCCCGGGAUGGUCCCGGCGUCUCUCUCCGGCCCCACCAACGUGACCGGCUCGCCUCAGCUGUGUAGUUCCCCGGACAGUGACGUCUGGAGAGGGACGAGCAUCGCGUCGCUGCGCCGCAAAGCGCUGGAGCACACAGUCUCCAUGAGUUUCACUUAGUGCCGAAGAGAUUUCUGCAUUUAGAUCUCUUGCAUUCAAAAACGACAAAAAGAAAACAAAACAAAAACACAAAACCAGGAUACUUGUGAGUCUGCAGGCACCUGGCUCUUUUUUUUUUUUUUUUUUGUCCUCCCUCCGCAAAUACGAGAAGAGACUCCGUCGGGCCUGCUGGCCUCGUGUCCACCACAGGGCUGGUUCCGGUCAGAAGCUAUAAGUUAUUAUUUCGCAUGUGGCCUCUCUGUCUAUUUAUUUGUCUAUUUCAAUGAACUUAUCGGUUCCGUUCGGCAUUCAUUUGGCUCCGCGGCCGUUUCUGAGGACGCGCAUUCUGGAGACGCCGCAGGAGCACAACGAGGUUUGCAGACUUCACUUUUCCUCCUGCCGCCAAAAAAAAAAAAGGGGGGCCAAAGGGUUUCUCACACUGGAAGUGCCAAAGCAAAAAGAAAUGGAUAAUAAUAAUAAUAAUCAUAAUAAAAUAAUAUUAAUUAUAAAAUACAUCAAAAGUUUGCUUGGAGGUUUCAAAGACUGACAACUGAAAUUCAUCUUCUACCAGGAGAGAGAGAGAUGAUCUCAAUCUAACAGGAAUCAGGACAACCUGGAUGAUGACUUGACUGCAUGUGCUGUCAAAAGCAAAAUAUAGUGACGAUAACAAUAAUGAUGAGUAAAGAAAAUACAAGAAAAAAGAUAGUGGGGGAGGGGGGAAACCCAAAAGUGAGACAUGGAAGCUGACUUUACUAUAACCUGUUUCUAUAGGAUGUUUUUUGUGUAGCGGAAAGCGACUCUUGUUGCCAUUUGGUCGGUUUGUGAUGACCUUAUGUUCCCAGAACUCUGUCUGUGCUUAUGAUCAAAUAUGCCUUUCUUAAAUGUUGGAACCAUUUAUUUAUUUACUUCAGGUUUUUUGUUUUGUUUCACGGACAUGUUUAUAUCAAUUCAGUGUAAAAUGAGCCAAUAAAAACCAUUUUCAGUAAUGUCA